Messenger RNA from Lacerta agilis (Sand lizard), 1973 nucleotides. RefSeq lists its product as uncharacterized. The record is from RefSeq and is a predicted model, not a curated record. NCBI's taxonomy places the organism in Eukaryota, Metazoa, Chordata, Lepidosauria, Squamata, Lacertidae. Bases 60 to 1973 code for a protein of 637 amino acids. The transcript is spliced from 18 exons.
UGUAGCAACAGAGCUCUAAGCGCCGCUUUGACUCCUUGUGAGAAAAGCAGUUGGAAUUCAUGGCUGGUUCCUCAGGUGCUCUGAUUUGGCUGCAGAAGGUGCGACUCAGCAUUGAGAAGUCACAGGAAUGGGAAGAUUUCAUUCUGACGCUGUCCGACGCUGUCCAGCAGCAGAUGGUUGAGAGCCACAUCAAUGCCUUGCAGGACCUCUCAGAGGCAGCGAAAGGUUUCGUCCUGGAGAAAGCAGUCGGCGCCAUCCAAGGAGGUGAUGCUUAUAAGGCCCUGAUGUCGCAGGUUAGCGGCUGCUUAGAGGAACAGAUUUAUUGCCAGAUCGCCCGGGAGAUUCAGGAUGGAAACAGGCGGGUAAAAAAUAAGCCAGCCCUGCUGCUCAAUCACCUCAAGGAUGGGGUGAUGACCUUGCUGGAGGAACGGCCAGAGCUGCGAGGGAGGCUUUGUUCUCUUUUUAACCAGCCCUUACCUGCCGAUUUGCGUCAUCUCACCUGGAAGCUUUACCUCUCUAACAUGAAGGCAAGGUUAGGGUAUCUCUCCCAUUUGGCAGCAAACAGAGCCACUUCCCGGAAGGACAGAGAGAUCUCUCUGAGGUGCCGAGCCAUGCUGGAUUCCGAGCCGACGUUCCAGUCCUUAAAAAACCACAAAGUUGCCACACAGUGCCUGAGGAAUGUGCUUUCUUAUUACCACAAGCUUCAGGGCACCUCCACACCUCUGCGAGACCAAGAUUAUUUCCUGCCUGUGCCUCUCUUGCAAGUUAUUCUGGAUUUGGGUUCUUCCACCAGCUCUAUGGAGUCUGUUUCUGCCCUCCUAGUUGAAGAAUUUAUCUCUCUCAAGAAGCUGCAUCCUCAACUUAUUAGACUCUCCGUCUCCGUCCAGGAUCCUUCCCGGGUCAGCAUAGUGGAAGAAGUUGCCUGCCUGCUGGAGCAGAGAGACAGAGAUCUGGCAAGGUUCCUGGAGAGCAUUUAUGCACAACCAGAGGAAGACUCCAGAGACGCCUUACUCAAGGGGCUGAGCCGCAUGAUCCAGCCAGCUAUCAACACUCUGCUUGCUGGCUACUUAAACAUGGAUACUCUGUUGUACAUCUGGGACCAGAUUAUCCUGGGACUGGAGAGGCCGUCAUACAACUGUCUCCCUGCGUUCACCACAAUUUUUGUCCUCCUGCUCCGUGGCCAGCUACUCAAGUGUCAAUCCCCAGUGGAAUUGGAAGCAACACUGAAAACCUGGGGGCCGUCUCUGCUUGUGCAAGAGUUCCAAGACAUGAUGGGGAAACACUUCUUUGAAGAUUUGUACAGCCAGUUGCUUGGAGGAAACAAGGAACCCACCCCGAUCCAUGACCCUACUCAAGCUUUUCCUUCGUGGCACUACAGAGAUUUCCAAGUGUUACCACCUCCAAGGACAAGGCCAGAAGAGAGGAGGCAAGCAAGAGAGGAGCGCCAGUUGCUGGAAGAGCAACGCCUUGAGAGGGCGCAACAGGAACAGAGACUUCAAAGGUUCAGAGCGGAAGAGCAGAAGAGGCAACAAGAGAUGAGAUUCCUGCAGCUUUUAGAGGAGAAUAAGAGAAAAUUUGAAAUGCAGAAGGUCCAUUUGGAAGAUCAGCUGUCCCAGGAGAGACAGGUCCGCUAUGAAAUGCAAAUGAAGGCAGAGGAGCAGAUAAGCAAGCUGCAGGCUGAAAUGCACAGGCUCGCUGUGGACAGGAAGAUGUCCCCCCAGACGCCAUCUCAGACUUCCCUGCCUCAUUUUUGCUUGCCAGACACAGUCACUGCACAUCAGAAAGACAAAUCCACCGAUGGAAACGCCAUUGCCCUCAAACUGCUGAAGCACAUGAUGGAGGCAGCCAGCUCAAAACUGAGCAAGGAGGAAGACGGGGACAAAGCUAGACCGUCACUGGCGCUCACUCUGUCUGCUUUGAGGCUCCUGACCCUCCUCCCCUCCAGCACUCCAGAUUUUAGGGAUGAAGCAUAG